Prorocentrum cordatum is the source of this 570-nucleotide messenger RNA. NCBI's taxonomy places the organism in Eukaryota, Dinophyceae, Prorocentrales, Prorocentraceae. The record is from the annotation of a GenBank genome assembly.
GAGAUUGACUAUGUGGCGUCGGCGAAGACCUUGGGCACGGAAGGUGCCAACGCGGGCCGCUUCGGAAAGGUCUUCACGAAGCUGCGGGUCCUCGGAUUCGUGCAGUACAGGAAGAUCCUCCUUAUGGACAUAGACCUGCUUGUCCAAGACAACAUAGACCACCUCUUCGACAUGGAGGCGCCCAUGGCGAUGGUGCGGGGCCCUGAGGUGGGCUAUAAGCACGGGGACCGCGUUGCGGGCGGCUAUUUCUUCUCGGGCGCCCGCGACGACGGCUACUCCUGGGGCCAGGGCUGCGGCAUCAACGCUGGCGUGAUGCUGCUGCAGCCAGACGCGGACGUGCUUGCGCAGAUGCUGCUGGAGGUGUGCGACGAGCACCACCCGGAGCACAUUGCGGGAAACGGCCCCGAGCAGGACUACCUCUCGAGGUACUACGCCAGCGACUGGAGGCACCUGAGCGUCGCCUACAAUUUCCAGCUGCAUCAGGCAUUCUUCGCCCUGCACCCGAAGGUCACCUCCGCGGACAGGAUGAGCUUCCUCCACGACCCCUCCCUGGUCAAGAUCGUCCACUAG